Messenger RNA from Anisakis simplex (herring worm), 3294 nucleotides. NCBI's taxonomy places the organism in Eukaryota, Metazoa, Nematoda, Chromadorea, Rhabditida, Anisakidae. The record is from the annotation of a GenBank genome assembly.
AUGGGAAUGCGUAGUUGGAUAUCAGUGGUUUUUGUCUCAUCAUUAGUUGGCGCAUAUGUCCUGUUUUUGUUAUCUGCUGUGAGUGGAGAAGACGACUUGCUUGUUGAAGAUGAGAUUGAUGAGGUCACUCCAUCGGUACCGACUUCGACUGUUUCCAAAACUGAUUCAUGGUGUAGAGAAGGCAUAAUUGGUCGACUUCUGAACACCAAUUACAUCCUUGUAAGUACGAUGGAUGGCAAGGUGACAGCUUUAGAUGUGAAUUCACAUGGGAGAAUUGCGUGGACAGCUGAUACCGAUUCAUCACCUCUUCUUUCCGGUACUCUCAACUCUCUUCAGCUAACUGCUGAUGGUCAUCCAUAUAUGCUAGUGCCAUCAUUAGACGGAUCAUUAUAUAUGUUCAAUAUGGAUAGUAACGCGUUGAAUCCGAUUCCUGUGAAUACGGAUAUCAGUGUGAUGAUUGGGGAGGAUGCAGUUGCGGGUGGUACUAUUGUAUCAACGACUGGUGUUGAUCCCAUCACUGGUCAGAUACGUUAUCAUUGUACAACAGAAAAUUGUGCACAAAUGACCGCUUCAAAUCGUACACCUUAUACACUCAUCAUUCGUCGUAACACACAAGUGGCACGCGCAGCUGAUCCAUUAAACGCUCAAGUGAGAGCAUUUCUGUUACUGUUCAGAUGGAAUUUAUCGGUGGCUGAAUACUCAAUAUCGUUAGCUUCUUCGGAUCGAUCGUUGAAUAAUUAUUUCUUCGAACCGAACCCGUCAAUGACACGAUUUCGUUUGCGUCCUCCUGAUGGCGUCGUAUCGGCGUUCAACGGUGGAGGUGAUCCGAUGUGGGAACGAGACUUGAACAGUCCUAUCGCUCGCGUUUGGCAACUGAUUAACGGUCGUGUUCAUGAGGCAAGUGAUAUUAUAUCUUUAUUCGAUUCGAACAAUGUGGAAACGCCAGAAGGACAAAACUACGAGGAUCAACGAGAUAUGCCAAAAAUUGAAGCACCUUUCUAUUUUGGUACCGUAAACUCAGAGCCUUAUAUAAUUCCGUCGGCAAAUGCACGCGAAGAUUUACGUCGAUUUGCUCUAACCAAAGAAAAUGCUCGAUUUCAACCGUACGGUGCGGAUCUGACGCACUAUGGGCGUGCGCUUUAUUUACAUGAUAUCACCAUCACAAACCUGAUUCGACGUGCCUACGAUGCGUCGGGUGCAAUUAAGCCAGGUGCAGUGACGAACUAUCGAGGAUAUCGUAGUUGUCCGAUGAGUGAUGCGCCUUUACUCGCUGAAAGCACUGACUUACAGCGAGUCGGUUUUGGAAAUGAACAACGCAGAGGUGACUUAGGUUGGUUUGUGUUUAAAUCGAUUAGUAGACGUCAACGAAACAGUGCUAUGCCGACGAAUGGACGAUACGAGCGCAAUGUUGGCAAUAAUAACAAUGGCCGUAGGAGAACGAAUCUCAUUGAACGAGUCAGGAAAAAAUUGAAUGCUGAUGAACCAGUCUCUGGAUGGUGGCGUAUUGGUGCGUUAGCAUUAAGCGUGAUGCUUAUUCCGAUGUGUACAAUAGUGUUGAUUUAUAUACUACAUUUCCGACAUCGAUUAGGUCACUUGCAAAAUAAUUCAGAUGCAGUUACUUCUGAAGAGAGUACGCUGGCAAAAAGUUCACUGAAACGAUCUGCAUCUUCAAUCGCAACUAGUUCAACCGUAUGUUCUUCACCCAAUGAACCGUUAGCACUUAGAAGAAAAUCAUCGUCGACGCACAGAACAACUAGUACAACUGCAUCACAAGCCGUACCUGAUCCUUUCUCAUCGAAAUUCCUCGAAGAUUUCAUUCCCGAGAAAUUGCUUGGCAAAGGUGGAUACGGUGUUGUGUUCAACUGUAGACAUCGUCUGGACGAUUGCAGCUAUGCGGUGAAACGGAUUGCAGUUAGCGACACUGCGUCAGCUAUCGAACGAGUGAAGAGAGAGGCUAGAGCAAUGGCAAAGCUGGAUCAUCCUGGCAUUAUCCGCUAUUAUCACACGUGGAUGGAACGACCACCAGAGGGUUGGCAACAAACUAAAGAUAAAGAAAUUCUCAAAAAUAUACGUGCGCUUUCUGAUUCAUUUAAUUCAUCGUCGGCAACACGAAGUUCGGAUGGCGUUUUUCAUCUUCGCUCUAAAGAAUCGUUGGCAACCAUAUCAACGCAAGGUGUGAUGAACGAAAAUCGAUGUGGCACCGUGGGCGAAUGGUCCUCGUUGAACAAUAAACUGAUAGGGAAUGGAAUAAUGAAGAUGCAAAACUGGGAGGCAAGAGGUGACGUACCAUUGGUGCCAUCUGAAACCGUAUCUGAUUCGUGGGCUGACGAUGAUGGUAAUCAAAACGCGAACAGCUCUGAAGGUACGGCGUGCUCAUCGAGCGAUUCAGACUCGUCAGACAAUAACGAUGCUCUUUCGAUUUGUCAGAAUCGAGGUGUAAACACCGAAUCAUCAGACGUUGUGUUCGAAAACGAGACGUGUUCAAAAGAAGAUCAAGCAGUUGGGCACUCCCGGAAAUCACUCUCUAGCAACUCAUCAGGUGCUCUUGAGCCGCCCGCAGUUCUUGUAGCUAGUGAAACAGACUUGCAUACUUGUAAAAAAACAAAAGAUUUCGUCUAUUUUUACAUUCAGAUGGAGUUAUGUCAAGAAUUAACAUUGCAUAAUUGGUUAUUACUGAAUAAUCGCCAAGAAGAUCGACAGUUGGAACGAAUCCGAAAUUGGUUAGCACAAUUGGUGUGUGCCAUUGAUUAUAUUCAUGAUCAGGGUCUCAUUCAUCGCGAUUUAAAGCCGCAAAAUAUCUUCUUCUCGGCUGACGUCAUGAACAUUCUGAAAAUAGGUGACCUUGGAUUAGCGACCAAUUACGUGACAGCAGAAACAGGUGAAGAGGCACGAGAGAAUGAGGGUAUUGGUUAUAAUCGUCAUACUGGCAAUGUCGGAACUCGACUCUAUAUGAGCCCUGAGCAGUUGAAAGGUUGUACUUAUGAUGAAAAAAUCGACGUUUUCUCAUUGGGACUAAUCUUCACCGAAAUGCUCAUACCGUUUCAAACUAUUAUGGAACGAAAUUUAACACUAUCGAAACUUCAAAGUGGAAUUCUUCCUAAUAUUUAUCUUAGGAAGCGAACAUCGGAGCUGGAGUUCAUUUCAUGGCUAACAAAACUGGAUCCAAAGGCUCGUCCGUCUUGUCAUGACAUUAUGCAGUGUGAAUAUCUUGAAGAAGAGCUCAAUUCGUUAGGCAUGCCAUUCACACGUUCUUGUGUCAGUUUAGUUAGUUUAGCCAAUAAAAAGCGUUCUUAA